This is a messenger RNA of Eleginops maclovinus (Patagonian blennie), 4440 nucleotides long. It is a transcript of the gene sdc3, whose product is annotated as syndecan 3. NCBI's taxonomy places the organism in Eukaryota, Metazoa, Chordata, Actinopteri, Perciformes, Eleginopidae. Gene Ontology annotation, biological process: cell migration. Gene Ontology annotation, cellular component: cell surface; membrane. The transcript has 5 exons. The record is from RefSeq and is a predicted model, not a curated record. The coding region runs from base 345 to 1670 and encodes 441 amino acids.
AGAGAGAGAGAGAGAGAGAGAGAGAGAGAGACGAGCUCUGGCGUCUCCCGGUAGUAAAUCUAUCAGGUCUCGAGCACAAAAACUCACAGGAACAGAAAGAAGAACAGGGAGAAGACGCCUCGCGGAUAUCUGCAUGUUCUCCUGGUUACCUGCAGCAGCUUCACGUGAAGCUUUGGAAUAAAUCCUCCGACUAAGGACGGAUGGUCGCGCGGACAGGCUGCGCGCUCUGAAGUUGGACAGACUACCGAGACACCGACCGCAGCUUUUCCUCCCCCCCCCCCCCACCUCCCCGAACCGGGUGAAGGCAGCAGCGGCACCGUGAGGCUGUGCCUGCGCACCCCAUCAUGAAGCUGCCCUGGCUACUGGCGCUCGCGGCUCUGGUCGCUCACACUGCCACGGGACAGACUUGGUCGCCCCCUCCCGAUGAUGAAGGCUCGGCGAAAGACGACUUCCUCGACGAUGACGAUCUCUACUCAGGCUCCGGCUCUGGCUUUCCUGACAUCAGGCUGAGGCCGACGUCGGCAGGCGUGUCCUUCACCACGGAGGAGACCCUCCUCCUCUCCACCACCCAGGCCACCGGCCCCGCCCCCUCCGCCUUACCUGCCGCUGAGCCCAGCCCCAACCCAGAAAACCCCAUCGCCACCCCGCUGCCCACCGAGGCCGACGGAGAGAGCGGUGCAUUCUGGGAUAGAGAGAGAGAGAUUGAGAAGGAGAGAGAGUUGGAGAGGGAAAGAGAGAAGGAGCAAGAGAGACAGAGGGAUCUGGAGAGGGAGAAAGAAAGGGAGAGACAGCUGGAGAGGGAGCGAGAGAGGGAACGAGAGAGGGAGCGGGUCCGAGAGCUGGAGAGAGAGAAGGACAGGGAGCGAGAGAGGGAGCGUGAGAGAGAGCGAGAGAAAGAGCGAGAGAGGCAGAGAGAACGUGAGCUGGAAAGAGAGAGAGAGCUUGAGCGAAUCAGAGCCGCUGCCGCAGCCCAGACCACCGCCAUCCCCGUGGUGACCACCGAACUGACAACCAGCCCUGCAGAGAGUGCAGCGCCCUCUCUAGGCUCGGAUGACCUGAGCACCACAGAAGAAGAGGAGGACGUCUACCUGUCACCUGAACCCACAGCCUUCUCCCCCGUCUUCGAAAUGGAUACCACCACAGAGGAAGACCCGUCCACCACUGCAGAGACAACCACAGAGGCGACCACAGCUGAACCCACUGCCGCCACAGUCAGGACCAGGGUGUCCUUCAGGCCCAGGGUUCCCAUGACAACAGCAACACAGGCGGAGUCGUCAGAGAGAACGACCCGCCCACAACAGCCCACAUCUACACAGGAGAACAACGAGGCGGGCGCUGCAGGACCCAGUGGAGAUUUUGAGAUCCAUGAUGAUCGUCGUAAUGAUCUGGGUCGAGGUUUGUUGCCAGGGGAACCUGAUCUGAACGGCAACACAGUGGACGGAGGAAGCUCUGCCGCCCAGCUGCCACAGAAGAACAUCCUGGAGAGAAAAGAGGUCUUGAUAGCGGUGAUAGUGGGAGGAGUAGUGGGCGCCUUGUUUGCCGCUUUCCUGGUGAUGCUGCUAGUGUACAGGAUGAAGAAGAAGGACGAGGGCAGCUACACGCUGGAGGAACCCAAACAAGCCACCGUCACCUACCAGAAACCAGACAAGCAGGAGGAGUUUUACGCAUAACAGUCGUACGGCAGAGAGACACACCGCACACCGAGGGAGAGAGAAAGAGCGAGAGAGAGCGAAGAGGGAAAGAUACUAAGCCCCCGUCCUCCUUCUCUUCUUUGUCGCCUCCCCCUCAUCUGCUCGCCUCUCCUCAUCCCUCUCUCAUCUCGUCUCUGAAACACUUGAGAGCGCCUCUCUCUCUCUCUGCGGACUCAGAACUUUCUUUUCAAUGAAAACGAAAAAGAGGACGAAAAAAAAAAGAAAAAAAAAAUCCAAAUAUAUUCUGAAAAAAUAACACACAUACACACAAGAUGUUUUUAAAGUAAAUGUUGUUAUUAAUAUUCUACAGAUUCUCUUGUUCUGUAUGUAACGAUAUGAUUAUUUUGUAAGAAAAACAAACAAAACAAAACACAAGCUCUUAACCUGUGUUUUCCAGCACAAAAAAAAUCUUCCUGCUCGGUUUUUUAUGGAGCAAAUGAAAAGGCUAGAAAGAAAGAGGAGAGGGGCGAGGCGAGCUGAGUGAGACACAAAAGAAAAAAGGAGAGUGAUGGUCUCGACUCUGCCCCUCACCCCCGAAAACACACAGAGCAUCUGGUUGGCUGCACAGAGCCCAGGGUCAAAGGUGAGAGGAAAGGUCUCUUUUGUGCCUUCCAUCCCUCUGGUGCUCAAAGACGUAAACGCACAUACAUACAGCCACAUAAACACACACACACACACACACACACACACACACACACACACACACACACACACACACACACACACACACACACACACACAGAUGUAUAUCUGCUGGAUUGGUGGUUCUGACCUCUCUCUCUGUGUUCGGCCAACCAGAAAACAAUGCUCAAUCCUCGGUGUUUCACUACGCCGAGGAGCCGCUGUGGAAACAUUGGCUGGUCGCAUAGAGGCCGAUCUGCUCCUCUAAGCUGUACAAAGACUAGUUACAGAUAGUAAUAAUAACCAAUAAUAUAUCAAUGUUUUGGGCUGGAUGGUGAAAAAUAAUAAUAAUGAUAAUAAUAAUAAUAAUACCGAAACAGGAGGAUGUGUAUUUAGCAAUUUAAAAAAAGUUUAUAUGUAAAUAUCAGCGUAUCCUUUCUGGCAUCACUAACCAUCUGCAUGAUCAUGAAGAGUUUUUAUUCAUCACAUCCGUCAUCACUUUAGAUGAGCUGUGCUCUCGUCAGCCACACACACAUAUACACACACACACACACACACACACACACACACACAGACACACACACAGACAUAUAACUUGCUGUGCAUUUAAAUACACCACACAGACUUCUUAAGUAUACUUUUCAUCAUAUCAUUGAAACGCAUAUCAAACCCAUCGUCAUUGUGAUCGUCAUCACUUGUGAAACGAGCGAGAUCAGGUGGUUUCAAUAUGUUAUUGAUUAGUUAUCAGUUGCCGGUUGGUUUAAAGUUUGCUCUGUUUGUGUAAAAGCACAACUACAUGUCAAGUCAUCAGCUCAUCUGAUAUUCCCCACCCCCCAUCACCACCACUCCCAGAUGCACCUUUUGCAUGGCUCACUUUCUUUUUCUUCCAUCAAUGGCUCUCUGUUUGGGGAUGGGUGGGGCCUCUGGGAAGCGAGAGGGGCUUUAAUGAGAAACCGAAAGUGUGAUUCUGCACAGGAAGUCGCUCCAUACAUGCACUAAUUCAUUCAAAAUCAUAACUUCUGUCAUUAAAGCUUUGGUUAUGACGAGGAACUGGGAAUAAGUGUCGAUGGGGUGACUUUAACCUGUUGUGAACUCAUUUUGGGAAGGGGAAAACAGGGGGGAAGGGGUUUGGUUUGGGGAAUGUGAGGAGGAGACAGGAGGGCUGUGCUUCUAUCUAAGAGAUUGUAACAAUAACCACACCAGUGCGACUGGGCUAGUAGCUUCUAUUAUACUCAGUACUGUAGAACAAAAAUGCAUGGGAGUCAAAACUAAACUAGUCUGGGUGUGUUUGUAUGCUUGUGUGUGUGUUUUUGUGCGUUUGAAAAGAAGGGGGGUGAGUUAAAGUUGGAAUGUACUGUGGCUAAGUGUGUGUUUACCUUCUCCAGCAGUUCUCACGCUCUUCCACAGACAGGUAACACACCUCCACCACUCCUGUGUGUGUAUGUUGCCUGCCCCCUCGCCAGCGUGUGUGUGUGUGUGUCUUCACCUCAUCUAUACACGCCACCCGUGUGUAUGUGUGUGUGUAUGUAUGUGUGAGUGCUUCACCUUGGUAUUUCACAGCAGACUCUUGUGUACACUGACUAGCCUGUCGACGUGUGUGUGUGUCUGCGAGUGUUCCUGUUCACUGCUGAACGAGGGGCAGCUGGUCCCUCACAGCGGCUUUCACACACACUGACUGUGUCUUUUCACUGUCUGUCUGUCUGUCUGCCUGUCUGUCUCUCUGCCGCAGACGGACAGACAACACGCCACUUUCUCACAGGCAGGAAUGAUCUUAACACGUACUGUCUUUUAUAAAGUGACUGUCAAAGCGUAAACAAAAAGUGAGUGUUUGUACCCAUCUAAGCCUGCGUAGCCAAAUAAGACGUGUGUGUGAGUGAGAAAGAGAGGGUGAAUUUGUACGUGUGAGUGUAGGUAUGCAUGUGUAUGGGUGUAAGUGUGUGUGAAGCCCAACGGAGGCUACACUACUCUAUGUUUGCUGUUCCCAUUCCUGUUUUUAUACAUUUGCAUUUUUUUAAGGCUGAGUUUCUGUCAUUGGCUGAGUGAGCGAGAGGAGGCGGAUCCUCCACUCACCGCCCUGUCACUAAUCUGCCACUCUGUUCCAAAUAAAAAACCUGGUUGGGUAAAUCUG